Phalacrocorax carbo (great cormorant) is the source of this 673-nucleotide messenger RNA. Lineage: Eukaryota; Metazoa; Chordata; Aves; Suliformes; Phalacrocoracidae. The record is from RefSeq and is a predicted model, not a curated record.
AUGUCUCUGAUCCUUUGCGCUUCUCUGUUCAGAUCACUGCUCUUAAUGCUGCUGGCCAUGCUGUCAGCCAGCAGUUUUGCCUAUGGGAAGGUGAUACAGCCUGGACUCAAGCCGGAGAGCCUCUUCAAGCAAGCGUAUGCUGGAUGCCUGACCCAAAAAGAUUCAAAAUUCCCUCAAACUGUGAGAGUCAACAUAAGCAUCAGCAACAUGAACCAGGACACCAAAAAUACUCUUGAUGUCAGCAGCCGCUCUCUGGCUCCGUGGGAUUACAGGAUCGAUGAGGACCACAACCGUUUCCCUCAAGUGAUUGCUGACGCCAAGUGCCGCCACUCCAGGUGUGUGAAUUUGGACGGGCAGCUGGACCACAGCGUCAACUCCGUCCCCAUCAAACAGGAGAUCCUCGUCCUCCGGAGGGAGCAGAAGGGCUGCCACCAGUCAUACCGGUUGGAGAAGAAAAUAAUCACUGUGGGUUGCACAUGUGUCACCCCCUUGAUCCGACUCCAGGCUUAAGGGAAGCCAGUAGUGUCAAAGCAGGGAGCCACGGAGGAGAGCUUUCUUGCCUAACAGGAAUGAAAUGAAGGGGCCUGAUUCAGUCUCUGCAAAACUGAAUCAAGAUAUAGUGGUUAGCUAUAAUUUUUCAGAAUGUAAUAAAAAUGAAGAAGUCCCAGGUUUU